ACCUUGAAAUAUUGCUGGAUUUCAAAUAACGCAUUCGUCGUGGAUUGGUCUGGUUUUGGCGUUCGUGGUGUGGCCGGGGCGUCAGAUAUGAUUAUAAACGGGUCAUGAUCGUGGUGAGGGCCAAUUUUUAGAUCGUGUUCGAAACAAGUGAGUUGUCAUUGCCGGAUCAUCCAAACCCAUGAUGGAUUUUGAACAAGAUCGAACUUGGUUGGCAUGUUGACGAUUUUCCAGUGAGGAUUUCUGUCUAAUUUUUAUAUAUAUUAUACGGAUUUAUAGGGUGUACCGCUAUAAAUUCUUUACCGAGGAUAAAAGUCCCUUCCAAUUUGAUUUUACGCUAAUUAUUCCACCAGCUUGAUUACAAAUAUGCUCUUCAUGGAAUUAGAAACAGUGAUCUGUUAAAUGAUCAGCAGAGAAAACAUACAACAGAUUGUGUAAAAUUGAAGAUUUCUGUUUCUACAUCACUAAAGCCGGUUCUGCCAACAUAAUGGAGGCGACAUUGUCUUCGCAACCUCCUGACACUUUACUUAUAGAUGGAAUGAACAGCUCGAUCGCGAUGUCCUCUGUAUCAUCCCCUGUCUCCCUAUCACCGAUUUCGACGUCGACGGCGUCGAUGAUGACGUCUGAUUUCGAGACCACCAUGAUGGGGUUUUUGAACGGGACAGAAGACUACCUGAACGGUACGACCUCGGGGUACUCAGAGCCGCAUUACCUUACGGUCCUGAAGAUCUUCCAGAAAUGGCUCUUGACCGUGGCCCUGGUUUGUAUUAUGCUUUCCAUGGGAGCUGUCAUCACGCUCAAUGACUUUAGAGAAACGUUUCGUCAUCCGGUCGGUUUUGUCAUCGGGUUCCUCUCCCAGUUUGUGACGAUGCCUCUUAUUUGUUUCUUGACCGCCCUCGCUCUCCGGCUGGACCCACCCUUUGCGCUGGGACUUCUUAUCAUCGGUUGCUGUCCCGGAGGGACGGUGUCGAACCUCUUUACGUUCUGGACUAAUGGUGACGUUUGCCUAAGUGUGUGCAUGACGUCGAUAUCGUGUGUUGCUGCGAUCGGGAUGAUGCCGUUGAACCUCCUUAUCUACUCGAGACGAUGGACAUCGGAGCAGACCAAAGUCCCUUUCAUGAAUAUUUUCACCACCCUCGUCACCAUCAUCGUCCCCGCUGUCGCCGGCAUGAUCGUCAGAAGAUAUAGCAUCAAAUGGGCCGACAGAGUCUCAAAGUUCGGAAGCAUCAUGGGGCUCGCGACGAUCCCAGUCUCGAUCACCCUGAUCGGCAUCAUCAACCCAGGCAUGUUCACAGCCAGCUGGGAGAUAUGGACGUCGACCGCGGCCCUCCCCUUCGUGGGCUACUUCUUCGGAUACGGCGUCGGCCGGAUCUGUCGACAACCGAGUUACAAGUGCCGGACCAUCGGGUUCGAGACCGGGAUCCAGAAUUCGGCUCUGGCAGUCACGAUCAUGCUCCUGACCUUCGCCGACACGGAUCUGCUGUAUGAUAUGCUGACUGUACCGUGUUUCUAUGGCAUCCUCAGCUUUGCUGAUUUUCUGUUUUACGUCGCGUUUUUCCGCAUUCGGGCCCGCUAUCGACGCCGCAAUGCAUCACGGGAGAAAAUAGAUAAGGAUGACGACGAAAUCGAGUAUGCUGGGAAGGAUGUGACGGGAGAGAAGGGAAAAGACAUUGAGCGUUACCAUGGCAAUGGCAUCCCGAUGCGGGAAGAACUAGACAAGAAAUAUCAGCCAAUAAAAACAGCGGGAGACGAUGACGUCACUCAUCAGUCGAAAUCUAACGGACAAUACCAAAUAAUCGGCGAAGCCGAUGACAGUAAAAAUCUGGAUAUUGCUUUAACGAUUAAUGAAGAUUAGCUAGGAUUCGUCGCUUCUAAAAUCAUAACAUUUGAUAAAUGGCGUUAUCAAGAUAUCUAUAGGGCAUGGAAAAGUGCACAUUGGUAAAGAACGGUGCGGUUGUUAAAGAAAUGCAUCAGUUGUGAAAAGUUGAGCUGGUGUUUCUUCUUUGGGGUAUCGACUAGGGGAGACGAAGAUACCCCAGGAGAAAAUAGGACAAAUUAAUUGCCGUUUUCCCCUUUUUCCUAAGAUUAAAAACAAAUCAUAUGAUAUCUACAAAUAGAAUGUACAGUGUAUACAAAUAAGGUGAAAAUUUACGACUGGUUGCCAAUAUUCAGCUGCAACUAGAAUUAUUGCUACAGGGGCCCUUUGCAGAAAGAGUUGCGUUUAAACGCAAACCAAAAAAUAAAUUGCAAGU
Molecule: messenger RNA, 2249 nt
Organism: Lytechinus variegatus (green sea urchin)
Lineage: Eukaryota; Metazoa; Echinodermata; Echinoidea; Temnopleuroida; Toxopneustidae
Product: ileal sodium/bile acid cotransporter-like
Exons: 4
Coding region: 485-1852 (455 amino acids)
Biological process (GO): bile acid and bile salt transport
Cellular component (GO): membrane
Molecular function (GO): bile acid:sodium symporter activity
Source: RefSeq, a predicted model, not a curated record